Messenger RNA from Mollisia scopiformis, 844 nucleotides. RefSeq lists its product as uncharacterized. Gene Ontology annotation, molecular function: acyltransferase activity, transferring groups other than amino-acyl groups. The record is from RefSeq and is a predicted model, not a curated record. The coding region runs from base 162 to 764 and encodes 200 amino acids. The transcript is spliced from 2 exons. Lineage: Eukaryota; Fungi; Ascomycota; Leotiomycetes; Helotiales; Mollisiaceae.
UCACGAUCCCAACAUCAGAUGCUACAAAUAUGACCUCAAUUCCUUGGAUAAACCUCUGCUUUAAUAUGUGUUGCGAUUUUGUUAGUCUUGUGACUUCGUGCGACCGUCAUUUGUAGCACUUCGUUUCGUCCUAUCCUUUAGUUCUUGUUACUCGAGUCACGAUGCCAUACGAGAUAAUCCAGAUCCCGCGUGACGACGAAAGUAUUCGUACUUGGGUCGAACAAUGCAAGGCCAUUAGACUAUACGCUCUGAAGACUGCUCCAGAGGCAUUUGGAUCCACGUACGCGAGAGAAAUCGCAUUUACCGACGAAGACUGGUAUAACCGCUUGGCCAACCCGGUAGCAACAACAUGUAUCGCAGUACAAUCGAAUCAGAUAGUCUGUUCGCUAGUUGGAAUUGGUCCUUUGCCUUGUACUCCAGAAGAAUCUUCUCCUACCAAGAAUCCUUGGGAACUUAGCAAAGACCCAGGUGCUACAGCGCAACUUCAUUUCCGUAUAAACGGGAUGUUCACACUACCUGAAGCUCGCGGUCAAGGCAUUGCAAAGGCGCUCAUCGAGCGGUUCUUCGAGCAUGGCAAAGAAGAAGCCAAUAAGGUUGGAAAGAAUUUCGUCUGCAGUAUUGUCGUCGAUGCAGACAAUACUCCCGCCAAGAAUUUGUAUGAGAAGUGUGGUUUUGUAUCUUUGAUCCAGGAAACCUAUCCCGAAAGUUCUAGAGUGGCGAUUCUGAUGAAGUACCCCGCAACUUCUGAGAAGACGAAUGUAUGAUUCUUCCUGGGCAUGGUGUCAAGAUCAUUGUUUAGGUUUUAGAGCUCUGAUAGAUAGGUUUGGUGUUCAAAUAGAGGUUG